AUGUUCGGGCGAUGCUUUUCGGUUGCAUUCCGCGUGAAUUACGGCAGCUGUUCAACCGAUAGCGUGAUCGUUGAACUCGGAGUAGCAUCCGUAGUAUUGCGACACCCGUCGAGGCGGUUGGAAAUCGGCAGCAUCACUUCGGCGACGUGUCACGUCCCGGUAGCGGAAUUCGGUUGCGGCAAGCACGCGCGUGACCGCAGCCCGAAACGCACGAUCGGCAAAUUAGCCGAGGGGGGCUAUUCUUGUGUUCCCCGUCAUAUUGCUUGCAGUGAAACCCGUGCGGCAACGCUGUCCGCGAGAGCCGUUCAAUUAUGUGGAAUCAGACACCGAGAACUUAUUGCUAAUGAGAGGACUUUGUCGGCGUCAUGGUGCGGGGCGUGGUCAUGCCCAAGGGCCGCU
Messenger RNA from Iphiclides podalirius (scarce swallowtail), 399 nucleotides. The record is from the annotation of a GenBank genome assembly. NCBI's taxonomy places the organism in Eukaryota, Metazoa, Arthropoda, Insecta, Lepidoptera, Papilionidae.